CAAUCCAAUAUGGCGGCAAAUGGGGUAUGAAAGGUGCGGAAUGUUUUGAUUCGAAACGAGUAUUGAAAACAGUGAAAAAUCGCAAAAUAAUUGGUAAUUGCCGGUGCGUUAUAGAGAUAAAAGUGCUAAAAAUACGUCCGAAACGUUCAAUUCGCGCGUGUUGUGUUAAAAAUUGUGAAUUUACCUGUGUGUUUUUUGUGAGAUUUUCGCUGCUAAUGUUGCCGUUCGUGGUGAUAUGUGACCAGAGUUUACGUGAUAGAUAUGUCUACCGACUCUGAUAAGAACACUCCAUGUCCGGAAUCGAAUGAGACAGCAGCCCCAGUUCUCCCCGUCGGUAUCGGGGACAAACUCAAUGUCGAUCAACACAAAGCUGAUGAACAGUCGAAUGAUGAACAGAAAAAUGAGAAGUCGAUUGAUCAUGAACACAAAGAUGAUGAGAAGCAGAAGAAAACCCGUUCAGUAUCCUUCCCUGAUGAUGACCAGUUAGUUACCCAGUAUUUUGAGCCAGCAAACCCUUGGAAAGAUGUGCUGGUGCCGUCGCGCGCCGAACUCGCCGCCCAGUAUCUGGAGGCUUGCAGGAAACACGACACGCUGCCGAUCAACACGGUGCUGCAGCAGAUACGGGAAAUACCAGAUUCCGGAAUGGGUGUCGGCAAUCGGGCGCCCAGGCUCAGUUUGUCCGAAUGUUUACUGUUCGGCUCGGCGCCGGUGGACGCCCUGGAGGCGGUGUUCAGGAAGGUCCAGUUCAGGAGGCUCGAGGUGGACCAUGUGGGGAUGAACGACGAGGGAGCGGAGGCGCUGUUCGACAUGAUCGAGUAUUACGAAAGCGCCACGGCGUUGUGUUUAGACGGGCCGAGGCAUUUCGGUAUCAGAGGGUGGCAGGCGGCUUCCAGAAUGAUUAGAAAGAGUGCCGAACUAAUGGAGCUGGAAGUGACCGGCAGCGCCCUAGAGCCGAUGCACGCGCCGGUGCUAGCGCGCGCUCUACGGCCGCUCGCGUGCAGGCUGCGGGUGCUGUCCCUGCAGCGCGCCGAGCUGUCCGGCGAGCCGCUGCUGUGUCUGGUGAUCGCUUUGAAAUCGAAUCAUUCCGUCCGUGAGCUGAGACUAGGGGACAAUCAUCUGACCGCGCACGACGCUGUACAACUGGCCACGUUACUCCGAACAAACACAAGGAUACAGCUGUUGGACUUGUCCAACAAUCUUAUACAGGACGCGGGCGUCGGGCACAUAGCAACAGCUCUGUCGGAACAGGCGGGCACGCCGCCAUCUCACAGCAACUCCUUCUCGGAGAGCUUGUCCUUGUCUAGCAACGCGGCGCCUUUGACCCACCAGUGUCCCGUUGACAGUCACGACGCUCGGGGAUUGGUGUACCUCGUUUUGUGGAACAACCAGUUGACGAGAAACUGCGCGCCGCAUCUAACCAAAGUAUUGAGUUCAUCGUCCACCCUCUGCGUUCUCAACGUGGGCCGGAACGCGAUAGGAUCCGAAGGGAUCCGAGCCCUGACCGGCGGAGCCCUAAUGUCCCUGGGGCUUCAGGCGGCCCGGCUCAUGGCUGAUGCUGCGGCGGCUUUGGCCGAGUUGGUGCGGGUCACUACUGUGCAGAGGCUGGAUUUACGGGAGAAUCGUUUGGGAUGCGCCGGGCUCCAAGCUAUAGCGAACGCUAUGCAGAACAACACCAGCAUCACGCAGAUUGACCUUGACGAUCCACCGAAGUUGACAACAACACUAAUGGCCGAGGAAGCGGAACUGGCGACGGUGGCGCGGCUGUCGCGCGACAUUGUCGCGUACUGUCGCCGCAACGACGCCGCGGCGACGUCGCCCACCAGACCGGUGCACAGGAAGAUCAGUCUCACUUGUCAUACCGACUGCAUAGCAAGGAGUAUGGCGGCGUCCACGUCUCUGGCGCCGUGCUCGCCGCCGCGCGCCCGGCUGCGCUCGCCGCUGCCGUCGCCGGCCGGCAGCCCGGUGCCGGCGCACCACCACGCCUCGCGGUUCUCGGUGACAAAAGUUACUCCGGAGAGAGAAUCUUCCACUGAGAGCUCGAGCCCAUCAACUCCCACCAAGCCUUACGGCCCUUCCCCGUCAAGAUUUAGGGUGGUUCAGGUGGCUGAACCACCACAAAUACAAGUGCAACCGCCGACCCAGUCCCAACCUAGGAGAAAUACUUCCCGAUUUUCGGUCACGAGGAACUAUGACUCUGUAUACAAUCCCACUGUCCCAGCGGUGGGCAAGACUGACGGGUUAGAACCUCAACCCAACCCAGAGAGCUUGACCUCAACAGCUCAAACAGCUUCUUGUCCCACGGUAGAUAACCAGACGAACCCCGAAGAAACGGCUAGUGAAAAUAGAGGAACGAAAACAGAGUUAGUCAAAACUGAAUCGUGUCCAAUAGUGGGCGAACUGAACGAUAAAGUUGAAACGAAUUUAACAAAAACCGAAUCUUGCCCAGCUGUGAGUGAAGCUGCCAGGCCUGAACCCAAACCUAGUCCAGAUGUCCUGGAGAAAACUGUGUCUUGUCCAGAUGUUCUGGAGAAAACUAUGUCUUGUCCAGAUGUGCUGGAGACAACUAUGUCUUGCCCAGAUGAGCUGGAGAAAACUAUGUCUUGCCCAGCUGUGAUCGAGAGUGAUCAUAAAACGAAUGAGGCUGCAAAUAAUAUUGAGCCUGAAAAACUGACUGACUCAGCCAAAUGUGAACAUUUAAUAGGCGAAUUUAAAAAUGUAGAUAAUAAUCCGGGCCAACCGAGGCCGGACUGUGAAACACCUGAUAAAUCUCAAAGUGAUAAAAACAUUGACCAAAACGUGUGUAAUGCCAAAUAUGAUUGUACUGAGAAUAGUGAUAAUAAAAGUAUUAACAGUGAUAGUGUAGUGUCUAUUGUAGAUAAAGUGGAGGAAGUGACUCACAAUGAGGAGUUUGACAAUGACGUGCGUAAGACAGAGACGAAGUUAGUUAGAAACACAUUAGAAGUAAGCGAGACGGAGAAAGUUGACGUGAACGUUGCGGUGUCAGUCACGACCGAGACCAAAGGAACACAGAAAGUGGUUCAAAAGAAGAAGGAACAAGUAGCGAUGAAGCAAAUCGAGGCGAUAACAGAAGAUUUGGGCAAUCUCAUUCAGGAAAUGAAAGAUUUGUCCACAAAAACCUCCGUCUUGAUUAAGGAUGUGAAAACAGACUGCACCCAAACUGAUUUAGAUGUACCUGCUUUACGUGGUAAUGUAGUUCUUAAGAAAAAUAAGAGUGAAUCGAGUUUAGAUAGCCCAGACUUGGAAGUGUCGAGGCUCAUGAACAAAAAGCUGGUCGAGAGUCCGUUCUGCGACAGUAGUUCUUCUUUGGAGAUAUCGGGCAGUUCGGUGGAAAGUUUGAACGCUUUGGAAGUCCAAAGACCAGUUAUAAUACAGGAAUCUGUGGUUUCCGAUACGGAAUUAGAUAGGAGAAAAGCCGACUUUGUUACGUUGUCUACUGAAAGCAGCAUUGAGUCGAAUACCAGUGAGGUGACGCCAGUGAACUGUGGCAACUUUUUGAAUAUGUCGGUUAGUUCGAACGAGAGCGUAUCGCCUAUUAUAUUUGGUAGGAGUAAGAAAAUUCACGACUCGUUGUCGAGUUUGGAGGCUAGUGUCAGUUCUUUGGAUUCAGGGAAACAUGACAAAGCGAUGGUCACAUCGGCCGAUUCGGGGAUUGAGUAUUCAUUACAGAAUCCGUCUGAAAACAAAGAUGACAAUUCAUCGAAUGAAGGCACGUUGACGAACAAUUCUAGUUUGAAAGAGUCCGCUAGAAGCGAUUUUCAUGAUACGUUGACAUCAUCUAAACGAGCCUCAUCUUUGCUUGACGUGCCAGCGUUGAAGAAUAAGGGGUUGGAUCGUAUGAAGAAGAUGUCUUGGGUCGCGCCGUCCCCCAGUUUUCAUAUUCCUCGGCCCGAGCCAGAGAAAGAGACGAAAUUACCGUCGAAUUUAGAGAAAUUGUUGAGUCUCUUCCAGCAUCCGAGCAGUUUGUUCUCUCGUUCCACUGACGAUGAGAAAAAAUCAUCUUCCAACACACCGCCUAGAAGAGAUUCUUCUCUAACGAGCGCUUUUUGGUCUUGGGGAAGCGUAGUUGAUAAGGACGAAAAAGAAGACAAAGAGAGUUCAUCUGAAGCCACAGAUUCUACUCUAUCUGAGAGAAUACAAGUAUCGUUCGUUGACGAGUCUUUCUCGAAGAAACUGGACAGUAAAACCCCGUCGACUGACACUGACACGCUGAGCGAGUUCCAAACUUUCCAAAGCUCCGAAGACGAGAAGAAUUACAAAGUUACCCAUAGAACCACCGAUGAAUUAGUACAAAAGUUAGUUUUAAGUACAGAUGCCGGCUCCAAUGGCAACCAGGCCAGGGCUAGUGAUAACAUAGAUCUCAGAAAACCCAACGAUUUAAAUAGGAACGUGGUCAGUACAGCCGCUGGCGACAGUUUGUCUGACGAGAAAGAUGAAACGCCCCGCCCUAGAACUUUCGCCGCUGUGCUCAAGUCGUCAGGCUCCGAGAAUUCUCUGGGCAAACAAAACAGCCCUGAAACUGGACAAACUGUUGAUAAACUGCCCAGUAAAGUUAUAAGAGGUAUAAAAGAAAAUAUAAGCCCGGAGAAUACGCUAACAUCGAGCAUGAGCAACACCAAAGCGUUAGCGACAGAAUUAUCCGAGAAACAAAUAAAGAAUCAGCCUAUAAUUAAUGCUGUGUGGGAAAUGAAUUUAGAUAAAGACGAGGCUAGAAGCCAGAGUGACUUAGCACCUAUAGCGACCAUAGAAGAAACGAGCGAAGAGAAUUUAGUCGUAGACUUUGAUACGAAAUUCGACGAUAAAAACACUUCGGGCGAUAGCGGAGUGACGUCACUGGAAGGCGCAACCGACGAUAGGAAAUACAAAAGCGUAAUAGAUACAAUUGCAAGCGAUAUGGAUAAUAUCGAUUUAGGAAAAGACGCGUUGUCGUUUUUGAUAUAUGAGAAUCAAGAGUUCGACGCGAACCAGAGCUUAGCCCAAGAACUGAAGGAGGCAGAGACUAAAGAGCUAUUAGAUAUAUCGCCUGAGCUGGUCAUAGACGAAGCGAUAGAGGUGUUCACGCCUAGAGACAUAAAAGGCUUGAAGACGUCACCUGUGAUACCCGAACGGGCGAAAUUGAAAAAGUCAAAUUCUUUGGAAGAAUUGUCAGUGCAAGAUGACAAAGUUAAUUCCAAAACUAAAACCAUAGCUUUCAAAGUGCCCGAAGCGACGACCACGCCCAGAGAUAUACCCAGGAAGUCCAGAUUACGGACCAGAUCUGGGUCCAGUCCUAAAUCUCUGCCAGAGAGUUUGAACAAGCCGUGUCCGUUGUCGAAGAUGGAUUCGAUGUUGUGCAAAAAGAAAAAGAGAGUUUCUUCACUGGGCAAAAUAGCGCGCGACUCGCUCCUGGCGCUGAACAUGACCGAGGAGGAAAUAGCGGAGUUUAGAAAGUCUUACAAACUGACCUCAGUGGAGAGUUUGAAGUCUUUGGAGUCCGUAUCCGAGGAUGCGAACUCGCAGAGUGGUAACUCUGUCGAUUCUAGAUGUAGGUCCUGUCUAAGGAUGUCGCAGGAGAGUUUGAUGUCCUUAGAUUCGAUCACGGAGGAUUGCCGAUGCGCAGACGAAGAGAAGCCGUGUCACUCGAAUAGAUAGAUAUAUAUAAUAUAAUUCAUACGGGUGUAUUUGGCUUUUGUUUCGAUUUUCAAAUGUAGUUCGCCAAGUUUGGAAUUGAAUGGAGUUUCACUGGUUUUUUUUUAAUUUUAAUUUUAUGAACUUAAUAAUUUGUUACUGUUGAUAUAGUGACAAGAGCGAAGUGUACACUCCAUUCGAUUCUACGCUCGGGUUAUAUAUAAAUAAUAUAUUAAUUGGGCUGAAAUUGCCGCAGAAAAUAAGAAUCGUGUACAAUAUUUAGGCUUUAUCGUUGAGUAAUUAAUGGUUGUAAACACAUGUACAGUUUUAAGAUUUUUAAAUUACGUAUGUAUAUGGUUAUUUACGGAGUUUUACGCCUUUGUUAGUCAUACAAAUACAAAUUAUCGCGUUUUGAUCCCUGACGAUGUAGCAAAAGAAUGCCCAGUAAGCGCCUAGAAAUUGGUAGUUUUUAUAUAUUCGACGGCCUAUUUGGCGCAGUUGUCGGAUUCUCGCCACUGUACCUAAAGAUCCCGGGAUCGAACCCCGGUUAGGUCAAAGAACUUUUCCCGAUUGAUCUGGGUGUUGGAUGUUUAUCAAUUUAAGUAUUUAUUAUAAAAUAUAGUAUCAUUGAGUUAGUAUCUCGUAACACAAGUCUCGAACUUACUUUCGUGCUAGCUCAAUCUGUGUGAUUUGUCCCGUAUAUAUUUAUAUAACGUAAUUUCUCUUGUUUCAUGUUUUAAACCAAAGCAGAGAUAUCAUAGAUUCUUAUCUAAUUUAAUAAUUGGGUUGUGCAAUAAGAAAACAUUUAUGUAAAUCUAUAUCUAGUUGUAAACUCACAUUUUUUUUAAUCUGACACAAUUUCCGAGAAAUCCUGUAAAUUAAUUUGGAAAUGAUAUGAAGCUACGUUGUAUGAAAAUGUACCCUUGGCGACUAAAAAUUGUUGGGGGUCUAGUGGUAGCGGUGGGACUCAUAAGUUCCACCGCUGACACCAAACAUACUCAACCAGAUGAUUGUAUGUUUUUUUUUUUAUUACUGUAGGAAGUGUAGUUAAUAAAGUUUAUUAAUUCCUACAGAAGAAAGAAGGAGAAAAGAGGAGAAAAUAUUCGGUUUAAAAAUAAUUAUAUUAUGAACAUAAAAAUUGAGAAGCUUUUACAAAUAAAAAAUAUUUUUGACAUAAAUCACCUAUAAACAACAUCGUGGCAACCGUUGCCAUGGCGAAUACCAUGAAGGUUGCCUACAAUUACAUUAUAAUAGUUUUAUUUCAAUUUGGCAUAAUCAAACUUUGCAAAUGUGAACCGUUACGCAAAACGAUGAUUAUACCAAUAAAUGUUAUACAAUAUUUAAAUUAUGCCCUUAAAAUAUAUAUUGGAUACUAUAUUGAUCUAACUACCAUUUACAUAAUCAAAGUAAUUGACAGCUUUUUGCUCGGAACGAGGCGCUGUCUACACCGUAAGGGAUUCAACGUAAUAUUUGUAUAAGUAAAUCUUGUGCAAUCUUCAAAAUCGAAGCGUGAAAAUCGUAGAAUAAAUGGGCCUUUGUAAAUCACUCGCAGACUGCAUUUAACUCAUACGAAUGUUAUCAAUCGUUCUAUAUAUACAUUUGUGUGACUGACUGACAUACAAGUACUGGGCGUAAGAAGAGAUUUAUUAUGAUUCUUCCUCUGUGAGUAUGUAUAGAACAGCUCUAAGUGAGAUUGUCCAGAUAUUAUCCACGGAAUCGUUUAUAAUGAGACAAUGCGAUAUUUUUUAUAACACGGCCAUUUUGAGACAAUGCCUCUGAAAUACAACGACUUACGCUAAAACGGAACUAUGGUGAUCAUGAUUUGUAAAAAAAAAUCAUACUUAUAUAUAAUUCUUUUGCAAUAAAAAUCACACUCCAUUUUUGUACCUUCACAAAUGUCGUAUCCUAUAGCGAUGGCAAAAAGAUAAUUAUGUACAUAUUUUUUGUAGUUUCGCCUAAUCGUUGUAUUGGUGAAAAUCUCCGAUACUGCUGAAAGCUGCCUUUCAGUCUUUUCAAAGACUGUUGGCUCUCUCUACCCCGCAAGGUUUAUAGACGUGAUUAUAUGUAUGUACCUAUGUCAAGAUAAGAUGUGCCCUUCGAAUCAAACCUUCGGCAGGUUUACGUGACGUGACUUUUUGAAGAUAUUACAAUUAACUCAUUUUAACACGUAACGGAUCGUCAAUUUGCGCCCUAGUGUCAAAAUACAAAUGUUUUUUUUUUUAUUCACCUUUCAUUUCCCAUAAAAAUAUUUCACGAUUCUUUUUAUGUUUAUAUAAUUGAUUAUAUUAUUGAUCAUCACUUUGAAAUAAAUCAUGACAUCAUCAUAAUCUUUUGUGAUGCUAGAAUGGAAAAUUCGUAUUGUUCUGACAUUAUAAUAAUAUUGGUACCCGCGCGAAAUACUGUUGCUGUCCCAUGUCGCGUCAUAAAAAAAGCGAAACGGCGAUAUUUUUUCGCGCCAUUAAUACGGCGUUGCGCGUGACAUGCAUUGGGGGAUGGUAUACUUAUAAAAUGAAAAGUCUCAAUUAUGCUUUGCCGUCUGUGAGUGAUUUAAGGAAUUAACGUAAAUAAAUAUAUAUAUAUAUGUACAGGGCCCUUAAAACCAGUGUACGACAGUGUUGUAUGAAUUACAUUGACAAGGAAAUUAUAUUUAUUACAUAAUGAAAAUAAAUAAAACUUAUAAAAUUAAAUUUUUAUGUAGAUUAGGUGGAUACUCGCCCGCGUAAAACUGGCCCUUAAUAAUUUCUGCGAUUUACGUUUAUAAGCGCUUUGAAGCGAUGACAUUGAUAUAACCAUUUACGUAAAAAUAGUCACGUCUAUAUCCCUUGCGGGGUAGACGGAGCCAAGAGUCUUGAAUAGACUGAAAUGUCACGUUCAACUAUAUGGCCUGAUAAUGGAAUUGAUCAUAAGAAUAAGAUUGGAAUGAUCAAAUAGUGACAGGUAUCUCAAGGUCAUCGGUUCAAAUAAAUAUAUUUUGUUUUUUUUUUAAUGUUGCCACCUUUGAUAAUAUAAUUUUGCUUAUCCCAGAGGAAGAUCGAUGUAUUAAUUAUAUUUUUUUCAAUAGAUUUCAUUUCAUUUAAUGUAGAAGAGUCUAAAUUAUGGCAACAUUUAUUCAUUUGCGCGUUAAAAAUAUUAUAGUUUCUUUGUCAAUGUACAAAUGUUUAUAUGUAAUUAUCGGUAUAUCAAAUUGAUAUAUUGUGUUUCUCUUGAAAGUCUAUUUUUAAUGUAAUAUAUAAAAUAAUUACUGUCAUUAAAGUAUCCCAACUUUAA
Amyelois transitella is the source of this 8892-nucleotide messenger RNA. RefSeq lists its product as uncharacterized. Gene Ontology annotation, molecular function: protein binding. The transcript has 14 exons. The coding region runs from base 262 to 5649 and encodes 1795 amino acids. NCBI's taxonomy places the organism in Eukaryota, Metazoa, Arthropoda, Insecta, Lepidoptera, Pyralidae. The record is from RefSeq and is a predicted model, not a curated record.